UAGAAAAUGACAAUAACAGCCUCCAGAUCGGCCCCACGGCGCUAAGCCCGGGAGGGGACCAGCUCUCUUCCUUUUUGGCGUGGGAUGAAUGGUGAUGUGGGCGUUGCGAAGGACCCACUCUUGGCUCCUUAGCGUUGGGUCCCGUUCCCUAUUACACUUUCGACCGUCUAGGUAGCUCCAUCAGUAUCCGUACUUCGUCCUCCUCUCGCCCCCCUCCCCAGCACCCGCCCAUCCCCCCCAAACCCAGCAAACUCGUCAAACCCCGUCGUGGCCCUGCCCGGUCUUGGUGACGGCCGCAGCAAAGCUGCACAACCACUAGCGCCGCUUGGCAAAUUUCACACUUCCUGCCAGCCCCUCGACUCUUCCCUUCUCUCUUCUCGGGCUUCAUCCUUUUCCCUUUCCGUGACUCUUCCGUCUUCCCCCCUCCCCUUCCCCUGCAUCCUCCCAUCCUUGCUAUCCACCCCCGGUAUCAUUCCAUCUUCCUAUUCCACUCCUUUACCCUUCCGCUUCCCUCGGUCCAUCGACUUGCUGCCCUGGGAACCUGGCCGUUUGCUCCCAAAACAUCUGCUCACACACGCGCCCUAAAUCGGUUUCUCCUAUCGUGGGCGCGCAUCCCUAUCCAAUUCGCGCCGAUCGUUGGAUCUUUCAUCACCGCCGGUCGGACAUCGCGUGUGAUCACCGCCGCUUUCCCUUCUCCGCGCGACAUUGAAUCUGCGAUUCAUCACCCGCCGGGCGUUCGUUCUCCACGUUCCAGCUUAACCCGCCGCUGCUCUCUUCGUCCUCGGGUAGAUUGCAUCAUCGUGUCGCAAAGGUCGCGGGACUCUUGGGUCGCAUCACAGUGAACCAUAAUCUCAUCACACCCUAUCUCGAGACCAUCAUGUCGCAUACGCAGCCCUCCCCUACCGCGGGAGUGGCCCAACACCACGCCGCCGCUAUGGCCGCCCACGCCCAGGUCAAUGGCCACAUGCCUCCUGCUGCGAUUCCUGCACAAGGCCAGAAGGGAGUUUCCCUCACCACGGCUCAAAAGAUCGCUGCCCUAAAUGAGCAAGUGUGGCUCCAAAUUGGCAGCUUGACAGAAUUGAUGGGCGACCUUGAUGGCGCGAUGAAUGCUUACGAGCAAGCUCUGCGACACAAUCAAUGGUCUAUCCCUGCCAUGAACGCCAUCUCGUGCAUCCUGCGCACCAAGGAACAGUUCCCCAAGGCUAUCGAGUACCUCCAGAACAUCUUGAAGCUGGAUCCGACCAGCGGUGAGACCUGGGGUAGCCUGGGUCACUGUCACUUGAUGAUGGACAACUUGCAAGAGGCAUAUACCUCCUACCAGCAGGCUCUGUACCAUCUUCGCGACCCCAAAGAACCCAAGCUGUGGUACGGUAUUGGAAUCCUGUACGAUCGCUAUGGAUCCCUGGACCACGCCGAAGAGGCCUUUUCUCAGGUUAUGCGCAUGGCGCCAGAGUUUGAGAAGGCCAACGAGAUUUACUUCCGCCUGGGCAUAAUAUACAAGCAGCAGCAGAAGUUCAGUCAGAGUCUUGAUUGCUUCAAGUAUAUUGUUAAUGACCCGCCUCGCCCCCUUACCGAGGAGGACAUUUGGUUCCAGGUCGGCCACGUCCACGAGCAACAGAAGGAUUUCGAAUCUGCUCAGGCUGCGUACAGACGCGUGUUGGAGCGUGACCCCAACCACGCCAAGGUUCUCCAGCAGCUCGGUUGGCUCUACCACCAGCAAAGCAACAGCUACGCGAGCCAAGAAAAGGCUAUUGAAUACCUGGAGAAGUCUGUCAGUGCUGACAAUAACGAUGCUCAAAGCUGGUACCUACUUGGUCGUUGCUAUAUGUCUCAGGCCAAGUACCCGAAGGCAUACGAAGCUUACCAGCAGGCGGUCUACCGCGAUGGCCGCAACCCUACCUUCUGGUGCUCGAUUGGUGUCCUAUACUACCAAAUCAACCAGUACCGCGAUGCGCUCGAUGCUUACUCUCGUGCAAUUCGCCUGAACCCAUACAUUUCCGAGGUCUGGUAUGAUCUGGGUACUCUGUAUGAGUCGUGCAACAACCAGAUUGCCGACGCUCUCGAUGCUUACGGCCGGGCUGCGGAUCUUGACCCAUCCAACGUCCACAUCAAGGCCCGUUUGCAGCUUCUCCAGAGCCAGCUGUCUGGCUCUGCUCAGCAGAACACCGCCCCUGCUCCUCAGCCCCAAGAUGUUCAUCCUCAAGCGUACCAAGCGCCUGGCGUCGGAGCUCCCCCUGCUCCUCAGUGGGGCGGUCCUACCGCGGCUGCCCCCGCACCUGUCGGUCCUCCGCCUCAGGCACCCGCUCCUCCUCGUCAAAUCGACUGGAAUCGCGGUGCUAAUGAGCUGCACCCGCAACAGGGUCCUGCCCUGCCACCUGCCAACGGCGUUGACCAGCGUGAUACCCUGCGUGGCCCUGGUGCUCCCCAGGCCAGCCCUCGCCAGGAGCCUGGUCGGGCAUUCCCCGACCCUGCUCGCGCUGGUGCUCUUCCUCGCUCGCCCAAGAUGGCCGGGCCUAAUGCCUAUCCUCCACCUCACACCUUACCCCAAUUGGGAAAUGCUCCAGCUCCAGCUCAUGAGCGUGCCCCCAGCGGUGGUAAUGCUCCCUUUGGCACUGCUACUCGUGGCCCUCUUCCUCCGGCGCCCACUGGUGCUCCGGCUCCCGGAGCUCCUAACGGUGGUGCAGCUCCUGGUGCUCCUGCUCCUCCUUACGGACAUCGCCCCUUCACCCCUCCUACCGAGAUUCGCCCCAUCCGUGAUGAGCGUCCCUCCUCUCCUGGAUCGGGCUACCCCCACCAGCAGUACCACCACGGUCCGCUCGCUCCCACUCCGGGCGGCAGCACCACUGGUAUCGCCUCCGGUGCGCCUCCCCCUGCGUCAGCUGCGACUGCUGCUGAGGCUGCUGCUCGUGAGCGUGGAGAGGACCGCCCGCCAUCUGCUAUGAAGCGUGGACGUGAAUGGGAGGGUGAGGCUGGCCCCGUCAAGAAGCAGGCCAGUGAUGAGACCCGGGCCCGCCUGGAUGAUCAGAACAGCCGUCGCUCGAGCCCUCCCGCUCGUCUGCCUUCUCCUGGUCAGAUGCAGCGACGUAGUUCUUCCGAGGCUCGCCGUGAGGAUGCUCGCCGAGCCAACGAGAAUUACCACCCGUCCGAGGCAGCUCAUCACCCUCCUACCCUGCCUUCGAUUCAAAGCAUGCCUCCUCAUUCUGCAGGUGGCCCCAGCCUUCCUCCCAUGGCUGAGAGUACUGCUCCUCUCGCGUCGAACGGGCCUCCCUCGGGACCUUCUUCAGCCCACACCCCAGUCAAGGAGGAGGCUCCUCGCCCGGAGGCCCCCACGUCGCACGAGCCCGCCGCUCGGAAGAUGGACGUUGACGAGGAUUACGAUGACGACGGUGAUGAUGAGAAGAAGGCCGGUGCUCCCGUUAAGGGCAGCCCCAACGGCAGCGCUGCGGGCACUGUCACUAACGGCAAUGGAGUCAGCAACGGUCGUCAGGGCACUCCCUCGAAGACCGAGGCUGCUUAAAAAGAACAUCCCCCAUGGUUUUUCUUUGGAGUAAAUGACGAAUAGUUUCAUGUCUCGUAUCUCUGUCUGCUUGCAUUCUACCGAUCUCCAUCUCAAAUUUUCUUCUCCUUUCUCCCCCGUGUCCUUUUUACCAAUCCCCGUCUUACCCCUCCAGCCUCCUUUUUAUUGCGUCAUGUACGGUAUGAAUGUCCCUUUUAACUUUUAACGUUGGUGUCAAGACUCCUAUCGUUUUCGGCUACGCCUCAGACCACUUGAUGUUGGCUGGGUGAGUCGACACCGGCUGCGGUUGUGUGUCCUGUAUUCGUUCUUUCUCUCCCCCCCCCCCNCCUGAUGAAUUUUUUUUAUACUUAACUGAAAGUGAUCUUUUUCUUUAUUCUACUUUCCUGUUGAUUCUUCUGAUGCGGAUGCGAGGGUAUCUUUGUGAUAGCAAUUUCAGCCAUUUGUCAUUGAAAG
Penicillium brasilianum is the source of this 3970-nucleotide messenger RNA. NCBI's taxonomy places the organism in Eukaryota, Fungi, Ascomycota, Eurotiomycetes, Eurotiales, Aspergillaceae. The record is from the annotation of a GenBank genome assembly.